CAAAGGAAGCGGCGCCGGAAGUUGAAGCGAGUGGCAAAGAGGUGUGUCUGGCAGGGAACCCUUUUAGCCUUCAGCCACUGGGCCGAAUCCGUCGACAUCUGGGCCCGCUUGGGUCGUACAGUUAUAGAAGAUGGCAAAAUUCAUUACGCCUGUAGUACAGGACAAUCCAUCUGGUUGGGGUCCAUGUGCUGUUCCUGAGCAGUUCAAAGAUAUGCCUUAUCAGCCCUUCAGCAAAGGAGAUCGGCUGGGAAAGGUUGCAGACUGGACUGGAGCUACUUAUCAAGAUAAGCGAUACACAAAUAAAUACUCAUCCCAAUUUGGAGGUGGAAGCCAGUAUGCUUACUUCCAUGAGGAAGAUGAAGCCAGUUUCCAGCUAGUGGACACAACACGAACACAGAAAACUGCAUAUCAAAGGAAUCGUAUGAGAUUUGCACAGAGGAACCUUCGAAGAGACAAGGACCGACGGAACAUACUUCAGUUCAACCUGCAGACUCUGCCUAAAAGUGCCAAGCAGAAGGAGAGAGAUAGACUGCGUCUGCAAAAGAAAUUUCAGAAGCAGUUUGGAGUGAGGCAGAAAUGGGACCAAAAAUCUCAGCAGAAGCCGCGUGAUUCCUCAGUGGAAGUUCGCAGUGACUGGGAGGUGAAGGAGGAGAUGGAUUUCCCUAGAUUAAUGAAGAUGAGAUAUUUGGAGGUGUCAGAGCCUCAGGACAUAGAAUGCUGUGGGGCUUUAGAAUAUUAUGACAAAGCUUUUGACCGCAUCACCACAAGAAAUGAAAAAAAUCUUCGUAGCAUUAAGCGCAUUUUCCAUACCGUGACUACCACUGAUGAUCCAGUCAUACGCAAGCUGGCCAAAACUCAAGGGAACGUAUUUGCUACAGAUGCUAUCCUAGCCACCCUCAUGGCUUGCACUCGUUCAGUAUAUUCCUGGGAUAUCAUAGUCCAAAGAGUUGGAUCCAAGCUGUUCUUUGACAAAAGAGAUAACUCUGAUUUUGAUCUUCUUACAGUGAGUGAAACUGCUAAUGAACCACCACAGGAUGAGGGCAAUUCUUUCAAUUCACCUCGCAACCUUGCUAUGGAAGCCACCUACAUCAACCACAACUUCUCUCAGCAGUGCUUAAGAAUGGGGAAAGAAAAAUACACAUUUCCCAAUCCAAACCCAUUUGUGGAAGACGAUAUGGAUAAGAAUGAGGUAGCUUCUGUUGCAUAUCGGUAUCGAAGGUGGAAGCUGGGAGAUGACAUUGACCUGAUAGUACGUUGUGAGCAUGAUGGAGUGAUGACUGGAGCCAAUGGAGAAGUAUCAUUCAUCAACAUUAAAACACUGAAUGAAUGGGAUUCAAGGCACUGUAAUGGAGUAGAUUGGCGUCAAAAGCUGGACUCCCAGAGAGGAGCUGUGAUUGCCACUGAACUGAAAAAUAAUAGUUACAAACUUGCUCGUUGGACUUGUUGUGCAUUGCUGGCUGGAUCAGAAUAUCUUAAACUGGGAUAUGUCUCCCGAUAUCAUGUGAAAGAUUCUUCACGCCAUGUGAUCCUGGGCACACAGCAGUUCAAACCCAAUGAAUUUGCAAGCCAAAUUAAUUUAAGCAUGGAGAAUGCCUGGGGCAUUCUGCGCUGUGUCAUUGACAUCUGCAUGAAACUGGAUGAGGGCAAGUACCUUAUCUUGAAGGAUCCCAACAAGCAAGUUAUCCGUGUUUAUAGCCUGCCUGAUGGCACCUUCAGCUCUGAUGAAGAGGAUGAUGAAGAGGAGGAGGAAGAGGAGGAAGAAGUUGCAGAAGAAGAGACCUGAACAUUACGACCAGGCAAUAGGAUCAAUAGCAUCUUGAAGGAAAUCCAACGUUUUAUUCUUCAUGGAUGGAUCAGAGCUGAAUCUGCACCUUGUUUGGCUACAACUUAAGAAAUAAAAAUAAUACCUUGAUAAA
Molecule: messenger RNA, 1916 nt
Organism: Python bivittatus (Burmese python)
Lineage: Eukaryota; Metazoa; Chordata; Lepidosauria; Squamata; Pythonidae
Gene: EIF3D
Product: eukaryotic translation initiation factor 3 subunit D
Biological process (GO): translational initiation
Cellular component (GO): eukaryotic translation initiation factor 3 complex; cytoplasm
Molecular function (GO): translation initiation factor activity
Source: RefSeq, a predicted model, not a curated record